This is a messenger RNA of Leptosia nina, 432 nucleotides long. Lineage: Eukaryota; Metazoa; Arthropoda; Insecta; Lepidoptera; Pieridae. The record is from the annotation of a GenBank genome assembly.
AUGGGCUCGCAGGAAGAUCCGUGCUGUAGCAAAGAGGUGGAUAAUGGAGAAGAUCCUGACGACAAGAAAGACGAAGAGAGUCGGGAAGAGGAUCAAAGAACAAGUGGCACCUAUAUAUCCAAUUAUUCCGCUGACAGUCGCUUGCAUAUGGCAUCCACUGGAAUCGAGAAGCCAAAGCUCGGUUUGGGGAAACCAGAAGGCAAGUUCGAUGAUAAAAAACGACGGAAGAGACGCAUAGGCAGAGUUGAGAAGCAAAGGAAGCCGUCAACCAGACGGCAGCUGAAUAGACGUGCUCCUAAAAGGAAGCCAAGGGCCAGAGGCAACAAGAAAAGGGAUUUGUCGAUCUCAACAAUGUACUCAAGACUAUCGUCCAGUGGCAUUCUCACACCAGCCUGUGAGCGUUGCGGCCACCGCUGUUGCCGACGAAGGUAG